AACAGUGCCAACAGAGAAAUACUAAUUUGGUGUGUUCUGGUCUGUUCCCGAUCUGUGUUCGUAAUGCUGAUAUAUUGAGCAUGGAGUAAAAAGUAUUGUGUUUGGAAAUGAAAGUUGUAAGCUGAUUUAUUCCUGUGUCUAAUUUGCUUACUGGAUGAACCAUCAUGACCUGUAAGGGUUGGAGGAGCAAGUAUGAUGUGGAGAAUGAGAACUGCAGCCCGAAGGUGAAUGGGAAUUUGUGUCUGGGAAAACGUAAAAGGAGUCAGAUGAAAAAACAUUGUGGCUAUCUUCAGGAAUGGCUUGACAAAUCAUGGGAAUUCCAGCAGGAGCCCAAGACAAGAUACAGACUGGAAGACGAGCCUAUCAGCAGAGUACCUGCAUCUUAUUGGCCAAACAAACCCAUGCCUUUAUUUGAUCGAAGACUUUUCCCCACUGCAUCAGAACCAGCCAUGUGUCGCUACUCUGUGCCAGUAGGUUACUCUCUGGAGCCUGUUUCUUUGCCUGUGUAUGCAACUUAUGUGCCUGUGCCUUCUGAACCAGUCUCUUCACGGAAGCGUAGCAGCAGACCAGUGGCUCGAGCUAAUGGACUGCAAGGACUCUAUAUGUCUGCACCCCCUCUCUCACAAGACAGUUGUAGGGAUAUUAGAGAUGGAAGAAGAACUUCAUCAAAACUGCAGUCUUGUGUCGAUUCUGGCACUAAUGAGGAGUUCACAAGCCUGCCACCUGCAAGAAGGUCACAUGCACCCGAUACAGUCCAUCGGAGGUUCAGCGACCCAUGCAUUAGAAGGUCACCUGCUGCAGUGGAGAGGGCACCAUCUCCUUGCUACAGUGCAGACAGUUCAGACUCUAGUGACACAUGUAGUCAUGCUAGCACUCCAACAUCAAAUGCACUGGUGCUGAGUCUUGUGGUGCAGGUGAAUGCCCUGCAAGAAAGUAACAAGCAACUGUACCAGGAAUUACAAGCGAUGAAGGCAGAGCUUGAAACUCUCAAACAAUCAUGGCAAAAGCUUCCUCCUCAGUAUGAGCCCGGAAUGCUAUCAGACUUAAUACGUGAGGUUCGCGAUGCAGCCAGAGUGCAUGAGGAGGUUCUGCUGUCGAGAGUAUGUAGCAUGUUGCAAGCUGCGGGGAAGAUGAACCCAUCUAAUCAUUUGUUGGGUCUGAAAGCCAGUCUUGUAGAGAAGAGCCCUGUUUCUUCCCAGAAUAUGGAUGGAAUCACUGACCAAUUCCAGUGCCUCCAGUUACAGAGGGAGAAGACAAAGCCAAGCAUCGAUGAAGUGCCUGGAUCAAAAGAUAACCAGGCUGAGCAGUUGUGUGCCUUGGAGCUGGAGAACUUGAAGUUGAGGCAUGGCCUGGAGGAAGCAGUGGCGAGGAGCAAGGAAAAGGAAUCUCAUGCCCUGCAGUUGGAGCACUUAGUGGAUGUGUUGAGAAGGAAGAUCAAUGGUGUUUCAGUAGAUGAUAAGCCAGCAAGCUCAGAGCAGAGCCCCAGUGAGUCCCUGGUGAGUACUGCCAGCUCAUCCUCCACCACUCACUCGCCGCAUGUCACCAUGUCUGGUCCAGUGACUGAUCUUUGAUUCUGCAAUUGCAGUUUGUAGGUGGGUUGGCUCUGUAUGCAGUUGUAUAUUAAUAAGUGAAGAGUGUCAAGGAGAAUAGCAGCUUAUCAUAAUCACCAAGGCACUUAGAAGAGAAUCUUCCAGUACUGUUAUCAGCAUUACAGCUUUCACUGGCUUCUCUCGUCUGUUACAGUGCGAAAAUAAUUAUUUUUUUGGUAGAAUUAAAUUUGUCUGUUUAAGACAGUGUACUCCAGAUUAUCUGUGCUAAUGAAGGAGGAAAGAUGCACAAAUAAUUUAAAAAGCAUCUAAAAUACCCCAUUUAAAUUUUGAAAGGUGUGCAUGGCUCUCAAGAACUGUAGGACUUACGGAAGAAGUGUAUGCAACAUGAGCCGAUCGCAGUGGCCGCACAAUCUGUGCCAUGAACUGUCGUCACUCGCUCAAAUACUGGGAUUGUGGGUUUGAAUCCCACUUGAGGCAUGGAUGUCUGUGUGCAUUUAUUCUGUGUUUGUGCUGUCC
Molecule: messenger RNA, 2066 nt
Organism: Cryptotermes secundus
Lineage: Eukaryota; Metazoa; Arthropoda; Insecta; Blattodea; Kalotermitidae
Exons: 8
Coding region: 165-1571 (468 amino acids)
Source: RefSeq, a predicted model, not a curated record